UGCAGGCCCACAUGCGCUCGGCCGUCGACUUGGAGCCUCAGCCGAUCUAUGCGCCGUUGAAACCAUGUCUUCAUUCCACUCCCUGCUACGACUGGCGAAUGUACACACUCUGGUUUGAACACUGCAUUAUGGUGGCUCGUUCAACAGGAGACACGUGCCCAAUGACCGGAGAACACGUUCGUCACUCAUUUUGACUAAUCUAAACUUGAACGAAACCCAAGCGAGUCGUGAGAUGUGCAUAGAUUUGACUGGCUCCGAUCCAAGUACAUAUAGAAGACACAGACCAGGAUAAGGCAGGGCAUGCCGCUGUUGCAAUUGAAGCAGUUAUUCUCGGGAUGCUGCAGCGGAUGUCCGGCAAGAACCGGCAAUUCGAUCAAUUUUGGGGAGGGCCAGGGACGCGUUGUUGGCCGGAAGAGAACGGAUGAGUCACCUGACAUUCCGGCACGUCACCAGUCGCGUACUUUUCAAAUUUGUGCCAGCCAACGACUCUUUCCCAUCCACCAUAAUGUCUCUCCCUCAACCUGUUCCCCCUAACUGGAAGGACCUCGGCAAGUCGUCCAACGACCUGCUCCAGAAGGACUACCCCUUCUCGGGGACAGCGCUUGAGGUCAAGACCAAGACCCCCUCUGGUGUCAUCUUCAAGGCCGCUGGAAACAGGAUCUCCUCGUCCUCUGUGAUCAACGGUGACAUCGAGGCCAAGUUCUCUGACAAGAAGCACGGCCUGACCUUCACCAACACCUGGACGACGACGAACGUGCUCAAGACGCAGGUCGAGCUUGACAACCAGAUCGCCAAGGGCCUCAAGGUCGACCUCUUGACGUCGCUUGCCCCCACUAGCGGCACCAAGUCUGCGAUCCUGAACGCUGCCUACAAGCAGUCCGGCUUCCACUCCCUUCACCGUCGCUUAUUGCUAUCUUUUCAGGGCCCCGUUUUCACUGCCGACACCGUUGUUGGACGUGAUGGUUUCCUUGCCGGUGUUGAGGCCGCAUACAACGUUACGGAGGGCAAGAUCAGCCGCUACGCGCUCGCGGCCGGCUACAACGCUCCCGAAUACGCUGUCACCAUCCACGCAUUGAACGACCUCAAGACCUUCUCUGCCAGCUACUACCACCGUGUCAACACCAACGUCGAGGCUGGUGCCAAGGCUGUCUACGACCCCAAGCUCACCAACGGCGGUGUCUCCAUCGAGGUUGGCACCAAGACCUAUUUGGACGGAGCGUCCUUUGUCAAGGCCAAGAUUAACAACUCUGGUGUCCUUGCUCUCGGCUACACCCAGGCGCUUCGCCCUGGGGUGAAGGCCUCUUUCGGUCUUGCUCUUGACACUCAAAAACUGAACGAUGUUGACCCCUCUGGCCCCGUCCACAAGGUCUGUAUUCCAAGACUUUUGCCUCUCCUGCCCGCUGAAUCGUUGUCAUCAGGUCGGCAUGACUCUUACGUUCGAUUCUUGAGGAGGAUGGGCUAUGCGGAUUUGGAUCACCACGCCUAG
Messenger RNA from Mycena citricolor, 1486 nucleotides. The record is from the annotation of a GenBank genome assembly. Lineage: Eukaryota; Fungi; Basidiomycota; Agaricomycetes; Agaricales; Mycenaceae.